Diachasma alloeum is the source of this 2216-nucleotide messenger RNA. RefSeq names its product ecdysone 20-monooxygenase (gene shd). Gene Ontology annotation, molecular function: monooxygenase activity; iron ion binding; oxidoreductase activity, acting on paired donors, with incorporation or reduction of molecular oxygen. The coding region runs from base 334 to 1905 and encodes 523 amino acids. NCBI's taxonomy places the organism in Eukaryota, Metazoa, Arthropoda, Insecta, Hymenoptera, Braconidae. The transcript is spliced from 9 exons. The record is from RefSeq and is a predicted model, not a curated record.
CCGAUGGGGCAGUUGGUGUGCACAAAAGUUGAUUUGGAUAGUUAUUUAAAAUCCCCCACGUGCCCGCCAACGGCGUGCCUCGUGCUCAUUUAAUUUAUAUAUCGUCUUGUUUUAAUAAUUUGUCAAUUAAUAUUUCCAAGUCAGCGGGGAAGAAAAUUUUGCAUUCCACUCAUGUGUGUAAUAAUUCGUAAUCAAUGGUAAUGAGUGAUAAUGAAGAGUGAAAUAAAUUAAUUCUGUUUGUCUAUAUUUAUCGCGGGUGAUAUUACUGUCAUCGGGGCUGGACUCAAUCCAGUGGGAGCGUAUCGAAAAGACUGCAGGAGAGAGGAGAUCGUUAUGCUGUUAUCGGGAGCGUGGUUUGAAUUGAUAUGCGUGACAAUUUGUGCAAUUGUCGCCUUGGCAACGAGCUACAGGCCCCCGUGGUGGUUUUGGCCGGGGACGUCUCAUCAGUCUGAUAGGAAAAAAGAUGAAAAAAUGAAAAACAAAGUGCUAGGCGUACAAGAUGUACCUGGUCCCCUAGCAUUACCAGUCCUCGGGACAAGAUGGAUAUUCUCUCUAUUCGGAAAUUAUCGAUUGGAUAAGAUUCACGAUGCAUACAAAGACAUGAAUCUACAAUACGGUCCACUGUGCAAGGAGGAAGCCCUGUGGAAUUACCCAGUGAUAUCGCUCUUUUCUCGUGGGGACAUCGAGGCAGUGAUGAAACGCGCGUCGCGGUAUCCGUUGAGACCACCGCAGGAGAUAAUAUCCAACUAUCGGCAAUCACGACGAGAUCGUUAUACCAAUCUCGGUCUGGUUAAUGAACAAGGUGAAACCUGGCACAAACUGCGUUCAGCCCUCACCCCCGAGCUGAUGGGAGCAAGCACAGUUUCAGGAUUCUUCCCCGCUCUCAACAGAGUUGCAGACGAAUUCAUCAACCUCAUCCGGAUAAGACGAGUCAACGAUAAAAUCGAAGGGUUCGAAGAGUUGGCUUACAGGAUGGGACUGGAGAGCACUUGCACGCUGAUUCUAGGUCGUCACCUGGGCUUCCUGAACUCCACAUCAGGGAACAUAACGGCAAGACUCGCUCAGGCUGUCAGAGUUCACUUUACAGCUUCGAGAGAUGCAUUCUACGGAUUGCCACUCUGGAAAGUUAUGCCGACCACCGCUUACAAGGAGCUCAUCGAGAGUGAGGAUGAGAUUUAUAACAUUGUGUCUGAGCUGUUGGACACGACGAUAUGCGAGCAGAUGAAUGAUGCCAAGGAUGAGGCAGUGGAGGCUGUUUUCAAAUCCAUUCUGAGGGAGAAGAAUUUAGAUAUGAGGGACAAGAAGGCGGCGAUCAUAGAUUUCAUAGCUGCUGGCAUUCACACGUUGGGAAACACUUUGGUAUUUAUGUUUCAUCUGAUCGGAAGUAAUCCUAGGGUACAGAAAAUUCUUCAUGAAGAAGUUGAAACGUUAGCUCCACGAAAUUGUGAUAUUGAAGUUCAGGAUCUGCGGAGUGCGAAGUAUCUUAGGGCGUGUGUGCAGGAGGGCUUUCGGGUGAUUCCAACUGCUCCCUGCAUCGCACGCAUCCUCGAUGAUUCUAUUGAGCUUUCUGGUUAUCAUCUGAAUGCUGGGACUGUGGUUCUUUUACAUACGUGGAUAGCAGGAUUGAAGGAAAGUAAUUUUAAAAAUGCCGAUGAAUGGAUGCCCGAGAGGUGGUUGGAACACACCGAGCCACAUUCGCCAGUGCUUGUGGCACCAUUCGGCGUUGGCCGGAGAAUAUGUCCGGGGAAGCGAUUUGUUGAGCAGGCGCUGUAUCUCAUUAUUGCAAAAGUCGUCCAGGAGUUCGAAAUCACCUGUGAAGAGGAGCUAUCCCUGCAAUUUGAAUUCAUACUAGCCCCCAAGGGGCCAGUAUCAAUCACAUUCCGUGAUCGUCAAGAAUCUAUUUAAAAAAAAGUCAUCGAUUAUUUGUCGCGCACUGUUUUUUUCGUUAUUAUUGCCCACUAAUUUAUAUCUAUUGUCUUCUGUCCCUGAUUAUUUUAAGUAUUGUAGUACAUCUACUAUUUUAUUUAGAUUUUAUUUCGGCACUCAUAAGUCCAACUGAACAUAUUUAUUACUGUAUUUUUUUUUUUACAAAUGUUGUAGUCAAUUUAAUAUUUCUCGGCCAUUGUAAUAAUACAUCAGGAUUGUCUAAUCAUUGAAUCUUAUCAUGUAGAUAGAUAGAUGUGAAAUUUUUAAAUAAAUUGAGUUUAUUUUUUGAA